This is a messenger RNA of Rodentolepis nana, 525 nucleotides long. The record is from the annotation of a GenBank genome assembly. Lineage: Eukaryota; Metazoa; Platyhelminthes; Cestoda; Cyclophyllidea; Hymenolepididae.
AUGGCUGGUCUCGGUCGUAGUUUAUGCCUUUUGCAGGCCCGUCUGCCUUUAGUUUCGCAGAAGAAUUUCGCAUGUUGGCAUGCUGAUUGGAAGCCAAAACCCUAUCCUACAACUCCUGCUCAGCGUGCUGCUGCAGCAAAAAAGUACGGCCUCCUUCCAGAAGAUUAUGAACCUUACGAAGAUAAUGGAAAUGCCCCCGGCGAUUAUCCGAAACUAGAACACUUUAACGAACUCCAUCGCGAUCCCUAUGAUAUAUACGAUUACGGCUACACUAAGCGUAAUUACAACGAACCAAUUCCCUGGAAUUGGGAAAUGUUCCAGUCAAUGGGUCACGAUGACCACCAGCAAUGGUUGCGCUACAAUGAACCUCGUUGGCGAACAUUGCUAAAGUUCAUUGCGCCCGUAUUCAUAUUAGGUCCACUUCUCUAUAUUGGAGAUAUGUACAAAUAUUUCCACCCUAUGAUGCCAAAACAAUACCCAUUCAAUGGCCGCGAGAAUUUCACAUUUGAACCAGCGGAUAAGUAG